UUCUAGGGCCCGAGGAAUUGGGCUCGUUUCCCUGGUUUGUCUGUGUUGAAGUGGCCUGAGGGGGGCCCAGAGAGGCCGCUGCCUCUAAAGGAACGUUUUACUACAGCUCCGAGGUCUUUCGGUGCGCAGCUACUCUAGCCCUUGCCCUUUGACCUCACUCGCGGCGGGGUGAUAGGUCGGGUGGCCAUCUUGUGGCGGCGGCGCGGGCGGCUGUUACUGCGGAGACCCAUCCCCUCCCCCUCCUUGCACCCCUGGCUGUCUGUCAGUCGUCAAAGAGUCCCGCAGUCUGUCAGGUGAGGCCCGGACCCUGUGCGGUCGCUCUUCCCUUUGCACUGGGCGGCCCAGGCCGCUCCCUGCCGGGCCUCACCGCCGCCACUAUGUCUUCCUUCUCGGAGUCGGCGCUGGAGAAGAAGCUCUCGGAGCUGAGCAACUCUCAACAGAGCGUGCAGACCCUGUCCCUGUGGCUCAUCCACCACCGCAAGCAUGCGGGACCCAUCGUGUCGGUGUGGCACCGCGAGCUCCGCAAAGCCAAAUCAAAUAGAAAGCUUACGUUUCUGUACUUAGCGAAUGAUGUCAUCCAAAACAGUAAAAGGAAAGGACCUGAGUUCACUAGAGAAUUUGAAUCUGUCCUUGUGGAUGCUUUUUCUCAUGUUGCCAGAGAGGCAGAUGAAGGCUGUAAAAAACCUUUAGAAAGAUUGCUGAACAUCUGGCAAGAAAGAAGUGUGUAUGGCGGCGAGUUCAUACAGCAGCUGAAGCUGUCUAUGGAGGACUCCAAGAGCCCUCCCCCCAAAGCAACAGAAGAGAAGAAAUCUCUGAAGCGAACUUUUCAACAGAUACAAGAGGAGGAAGAUGACGACUACCCUGGAAGCUACUCUCCCCAAGAUCCUUCUGCAGGACCACUCUUGACUGAGGAACUAAUCAAAGCUUUGCAGGAUCUGGAAAAUGCUGCAUCAGGUGAUGCUACUGUUCGACAGAAAAUUGCUUCUCUGCCCCAGGAAGUGCAGGAUGUUUCUCUGUUGGAAAAAAUAACAGACAAAGAGGCAGCUGAACGUCUUUCAAAAACGGUAGAUGAAGCAUGUCUGUUACUAGCUGAAUAUAACGGGCGCCUGGCAGCAGAACUGGAAGACCGGCGCCAGCUGGCUCGGAUGUUGGUGGAGUAUACCCAGAAUCAGAAAGAUGUUUUGUCAGAAAAGGAGAAAAAGCUAGAAGAGUAUAAACAGAAACUUGCACGGGUAACCCAGGUUCGCAAGGAGCUGAAGUCCCAUAUUCAGAGCUUGCCUGACCUCUCACUGCUGCCCAACGUCACAGGAGGCUUGGCCCCCCUGCCCUCUGCUGGUGACCUCUUCUCAACUGACUAGGACAGGUGUUGUACUCCAGAUUCCCAUCUGUGCCAGGAAAAUGAGGGCAAGUCAUGAUUGGAGUUUACCUUCUAGCCCCUGGUUCUGUCUCUUCUUCCGCCAGCCCCUCCGCCUCAAGAAAGAAGCGCGGGCGGACUCUGAUUUCUUAUUCUCCUGUCCAGCCUCUCCUCUUGAGCACGAUUUAGAGCAGUGGGAGUGGAAUCCAAUUUAGAUUCAUGUUUGCAAAAAUACAGACCCUUUCUCCUAUUUCAUGUUUUCAUGCCACUGUUGGUUUUCCAUUCUUAGCUCUCUCUUACGCCUAAGAAGCUAUGGAAAUCAUGUGUACUUCUGGAAGCUUUCAAAAGAAUUUUGUCCCUUGUGCAGCACAAGUCCUGGAAGCAGCUCCUCCUUUCCAAGCUGGGAUUGGUCAGGUUUGUGACAGGCUCCUGAUGAGGGACUCGCUCUACAGAUGUUGACUUUCAUGACUACCAUCUGCCCCAAAAGGUUGGGUGCACAACCAUUGGGUGGCUUUGUCACAAAGAGUUUGCCAAAUUACUCACCCUCCCCUACCAUUACUUCCACUAGUGAAGUAUAGUCAAGGUUAGGUGCAUUUAUUUUGUGAGCAAACCAGAAAAUCUAGCAAUAAGAUUCAAAGCUGAUCUGGAACAUAGAGUUGCUGUUCAGAGACAGAGUAACAGGAAUCACAAGAAAGUUGUUUGUCUGGUUCCUGCAUCCCUAACCUUCCAGGCUGCACUUCUUCAGGGCCCCACCCACUACCAGAGCUUUUUCCUAAAAACAGAACCCUUUGACCCCGGUACUUGUGAUGGUGGUUGUUGGGGACAGCACUGGUGGGUGGAAUGAAGGCCCUGCACACAGGCAUGCUGAGUCUAGGCUCUGCAUGGUGUUGCUUUGACCCUUCCCUUUGGGAGUAGGGCACACACUAACACUUAAUCCACUGUGUGGGCAUGUGUCCACAGUAUGGUGACUAAACUUGAACCUAUCCUCUGCAACUAGGACACUGAGCAUGUCCAUCUGUCAGUCACUUCAUGCCACUUCACAUGUCUGUGCUCCCACGUGAGGAGGAAGAGUGUUUGUAUCAGAUGUUACUGGACAGCUCAUCUCAGCAGGGGAAGAGGAAAGCAGGGGAUGUUGAUUUGGGGUUUUAAUUCCAUUAUCAUGCCAGCCAACAUUUUGACUAAAUAAUGUAGUUCAAGAGGAUUUUUAUCUUGCAUAUAGUAAAGGUUAGGUCUGCUACCUGUAAAUCAUCCUAAUUUGGUAGGUUUGUUUCUAACUUCGAAAAGGGCAGAAAACAGUUUUCCUCAAUAGUGUAAUAGGAACCAGAGCCCCGAUGCUGAAAUCCAAAAGCUAUAAAAAGGAGUUCAGUGGAGGGGAGCUUGAGGAUCUCCAUUAUUUUGAGUUUCUGUUUUCAGAAUCACCAAAAACUACAUGUCAUUUUACAUGUGAAAACAGCCUGUGUUUCACAAAGUAUGGCAGGCCUCCCUCCAAGAAGCUCUUCUGCUUUUCAGGAAGUGAGGAUGCUGGGAGUCCUUGCAGGUACUCACUUUAGCUCUGUAGAACCUAGUGGUGCUGAAGCUGAUUUUCAGAGUUAAAUGCAGACUGUAUGCUGUUUGCUUAUUGACACUGCCUAUCGUCACUGUUAAAUUAAUGAGUCUAUAAAGUUUUUCUCCAGAGGCCACAGGGCAGUAGGUGACUUCACUGAAAUUGCAAGAUAAAUUGCACUCUUUGCUGUGUGUGCCCUCCUCAUACAGUGUGCGGCUUUGUCUCACUUAACGUGAGUUUGUGUCUGAGCACACCCAACUUGGAAACUGCUUUCCAAGGAAGCAGAAUUUUACCAGCCACAAGCCAGCCAAAAGACUGGCUCAGCCGAAGUCCGUAUGUGCUCUGAUCAGCUAGGUGAAAAUAUCACAACAUAAUGGAUUUAGGUCACUACUGUGUUUUAUCCACCUGAGUCUUUGACCAGCAACUGGUGCAUAAUUAUUACAGCAAAAGCAAGAAAUGAACCUGUAGCAAUUAUGUAAAUGAAUGUGUUGGCCUCUUAACACCUGUUACUAGUGGACUUCCUGUGAGGAGGUUAGUUUUGUUUUAAUGAAAUGCUUUUUUUUUUUUUUCUUUUCUAUCUGAAUUCUCCUUAUGUCAUCCUCCCAAGUGUGCUUACAAUAUUGUUUAAUUUAAAUGGUAUUUUUCCUUGUCUGUGAGAGGUAAUCUGGUGGGGUGGGAUGGGUGGUUUUUGGUUUUGUGUUGUUUCUUCUUUAUUUAGGGCAUCUGUAGGCCUCGAAGGACCUUACCUUUAGGUCAUAUUCCUCAGAAAGUCUUCAAUCCUCUUUUGUUUUUGUUUUGUUUUUCCUUAAAGAAUAUUUUUAAAGCUUAAAUUUGUAUAUUAAUUUAGGACUUUUAUUUAGAAGUAUAGGCUGCCAUUGGUGGCAGCAUUAUAUUCUGAAAUGUCUCAUAGAUAUAUAUUUUUGAAUAAAGAUGGUGUUGUUGAACAACAGUGCGUGAUGUUUCUUUUCCCUCCUCUGAUCUGGUAAAUGCAGUGGUUUUUGGUUUGCUGUGGGUGAUUAGUAAUCACAGUGGAUAAUGUGUUGCCUUGCACGGAAUCUUGGCCCUUGGAGCCCAUAAAUAUCAGCACUUACAUAGUAUUUUCUAGUUCUUUUCACGGUCUUAAUUAGCUGUAAUUAGCCAGUCUACACAGUGCUUAGGGGAGGGGCAGACUUCGUUUCAACCUCAUUGUGCAGAAGUGGAGGCUAGCUGCUUGAUGCUAAGUGACUCUGCCCUAGUAC
Castor canadensis (American beaver) is the source of this 4135-nucleotide messenger RNA. RefSeq names its product regulation of nuclear pre-mRNA domain containing 1B (gene Rprd1b). Gene Ontology annotation, molecular function: RNA polymerase II C-terminal domain binding. Gene Ontology annotation, biological process: mRNA 3'-end processing. The record is from RefSeq and is a predicted model, not a curated record. Lineage: Eukaryota; Metazoa; Chordata; Mammalia; Rodentia; Castoridae.